AUGGCGGGGCAACUCCGCCGACUGCCAUGUAUACCAGUCGAUCUUAUUCUCAAGUCUAUCGACUCGUCUCGAGAUCUCGUGAAUCUCAUCUCGGCAUCACCGCGAUGCUACAGAGUCUAUAGACGCAGGCCAGUGGCUUACCAAACCUCUGCGAUUCAAAAGGCUAUUCCUGCGCCCCUCUGGCCAGACUUUUGCGCCCUUCACCUGGCCACUCAGUACUUUGGUGGUCCUGACAGGAGCACGGUGCCCGCAACAGACUUGCUCGAGGUCAAGACGUUUCUGGACCAGCACUUUCACGGUGCCCUGCCGACCGAUUUGCCAAUCUGGCAAGGGAGUUUCAAGCUGGCCCGAGGCAUUGUGCACAAGAUUGAAUGGUUCGUCAAAGAUUUUACAGAGACUGUGGGAGCAGAGGCACGGAGUCUGCAACAAAUAUACAGACAGCGAGUGCAGAAUCAUGUCAAUGGGCCUACAGAUGAUGAGCCAUCAUCUACAGAAUUUGGUCUCUCAGCUCCCGAGAGGCUUCGACUUUAUCGAGCCUUUAUCCAAUUCGAGCUGUCCUGCGUGCUGUUCCACCCUUCACCCACGCGCUCUCGGAUUCACGGAAGAUACAGCGGCAAAGACCAGCACCAUCUCUUCUUCUCGAACCUCGAGAUUUGGGAAGUAGAGGCCAUUGCCUGCAUCCACCAGUACCUGACGCGCUUUAUCCGCUCCGCAUGCGACGGUCUCGACGGCAGGUUUGAAAGUUUCGCGCGAAGCCUCGAGCCAGAGCCCCGUCUCAAGCACCUCGCCUUGCAGAGCUGCGCAAGUCCCUGGACGCUUGCCGACUUGUCUGUGCUGCAGUUUGGCAGUUUUCACCACUUUUCCACCGCUUUUCGAAAAAUCGACGACCACGGCGAGGGCGCCAAGAUUGCCGCCGGCCUCGGCUUCAUGCUCGAGUUUGCGCGCGGCGACCAGAUGACGCAGCUCAAACUGCUUCGAAAAUACACCGUCAAGCACGAUCCUCUCUACACAGCCCUGGCCUUUUUGCGACAAGAUCAGGCUCUCUGCACACUGACGGGGCCGUCGACUGACGACGGCACAGAGGCGAGUGCGAGCUACGUCAAGCACUAUGCGUCUGCCAUUGGACGCUUUGAGGACGACCAAGCAGUCUACUUUCCCAUGAGAGCGCUCGGCUGCGUGUUCUGGGACUCGGCACGACUCGAGUCGGGGCUUUUUGCCGAUACGCGCCGGUGUAUACGCCUCUUGGACCAGGAGCAGGGUUACGAUUGGGCGACGGACCGCUACACUCGCAAGAAUCGACCCAGCCCGGAACAGGCGCUUCAGAAUGUGUAUAUACCAUGGCUUGAAGAACAUGUUCUUAGAAAGCAUUUUGGUUUGGACGACGGCUCAUCGUUGAAUUUGCUCCCCAGGUUGGGUUGGUGGUAA
Molecule: messenger RNA, 1425 nt
Organism: Beauveria bassiana ARSEF 2860
Lineage: Eukaryota; Fungi; Ascomycota; Sordariomycetes; Hypocreales; Cordycipitaceae
Exons: 1
Coding region: 1-1425 (474 amino acids)
Source: RefSeq, a predicted model, not a curated record